Molecule: messenger RNA, 759 nt
Organism: Megalops cyprinoides (Indo-Pacific tarpon)
Lineage: Eukaryota; Metazoa; Chordata; Actinopteri; Elopiformes; Megalopidae
Product: voltage-gated hydrogen channel 1-like
Exons: 6
Coding region: 76-759 (227 amino acids)
Biological process (GO): proton transmembrane transport
Cellular component (GO): plasma membrane
Molecular function (GO): voltage-gated proton channel activity
Source: RefSeq, a predicted model, not a curated record
UUAAGUCUUGUUAAGAAGCGUUUUCACAGCCCUGGUGGUUUGAAGCGCUGGUUUGACUCCAAAAGAGCAGCCACCAUGUCCCAAUACCUGAGGCACUUCACAGCUGUGGGUGAUGACCACAGCACCACCCAGUGGCAAGAUGAGGAACAGCAUGACUCCAUGGAGGAGCAGGAGCCGACCCCAUUGCAGCAUCGGGAGCUUCAAACCUUCCGUGAUGCCAUGCGCAAGUUAUACAGCUGUGAGAGGUUCCAGGUGUCUGUGGUAUGUCUGGUGAUCCUGGAUGCUGUGUUUGUCCUGUGCGAGUUGCUCAUGGACCUGUCAAUCAUCGCGGUUGAUGAUGGACAUAUUGCCCCUCGGGUGUUCCACUACCUGAGCCUGUCUCUUCUGACCUUCUUCAUGGUGGAGCUGGCGGGCAAGAUCUUCGCCUACGGGAGGGAGUUCUUCCGGCACAAGUUUGAGGUGCUGGAUGGGGUGGUGAUCAUCGUGUCCUUCGUGCUGGACAUUGUGUACGUGUCCCACGAGGAUGCCUUCGACGCAGUGGGCCUUCUUAUCCUCCUCAGACUGUGGAGAGUGGCCAGGAUCAUCAACGGUGUACUGGUCUCAGUGAAGAACCGCACCCACCACAAAGUUCAGAAGCUGAGGGAGGCUAACAAUCACCUCUCCCAUCGGGUGAAUGAACUCCAGCAAUGUAUUGCUAGAGCGGAACAAGAAAACAUCAGAUUGCGUACUCUUCUACAGAGUCAUGGCAUUAACUUCUGA